AUGACUACCAGGCAGUCAGUGAUGCUUCUGGUGGUGCUGGUCCUCUCCCUCCCAGGUCCUAUUCAUAGCUUUGACCCACUCUCCAACUCAAAUUCAUUCACCCACCGUAAAAUCACACAAAUAGCAGUCCUUCGAAAGACAGCAGAGGUCUGCCGAGAUAUUGCUGCUUCUAAAGGACUGGACUUCAAUCUGAUUAUUGAUAACAACUUGUCAGCUGGCAAGGUGCAAAGGGCCUGUUCGUCUAUGGAUACCUUCACAUCUUUCGUUUCCACCAUCAAGUUUGAAACUGCCAUUGCUUCUAUGUACCUCAGCAAUGCAGCAGUGGACGCGAUUUUUCUGCUGAGUGCAGCGCGCCAUUUUGACGAUGAGACCUUCCACAGAGGACGGGAUAUCAUCACUGAAGGUGCAUCUGUGGUGAAGGCGCAUGCUAAGAAAGAAAACUAUCACAGAGGGAGGUGGUCUCUAGGGCAAAUCUGUCACACUCUACAGGACUUCUACAGCCACAGUAACUGGGUGGAGCUGGGAAAUAAAGCUCCAUACAGUGCUCUGAUCAGACCUGACCAACCUCUUAAGAACUUGGCAGGACAAAAUACUCCAACUUGCAGAAGUUGUGUAGGAGGGAACUGUACUAACAACAUUCUGCCUGAUGUGCUGAACGAGGGACUUCUGACUUCAGGCUACUUUAGCAUCAUCUCCUCAUCAAAACCUACAGGUAAAUGCAGUCACGGUGGAUUCUUUGACCACACAAGCAGGAGGGAUCCAGUGGGGGGCAUCAAUAAGGAUACACUUGAUUCCAGUCAUGGCUUCCGUCACAAUGAAGCAGCUAAUCUGGCUAUUCGUGCCACCAUGGAGCUUCUGGAGGACAUCAGAUUAGCAGCUGGAGACACAAACUUCAUGAGACUGAUGGGCCUCUCCCAGUCUCCUGUGUUGUGUUUUGUCAUAGACACAACAGGAAGUAUGAGUGAUGACAUUGAUGAAGCAAAGAAUGUUUCUUUUGAGAUCAUUGACAGAAAAAGGGGAACAGGAGAGGAACCCUCUGGUUAUAUAUUGGUACCUUUCAUUGACCCAGAUUUUGGACCGAUAGUUAUGACAUCUAAUGCAGACAUCUUCAAAGGAAAGAUCAACAGUUUGACUGCAAAUGGAGGAGGAGAUACCCCAGAAAUGGCCUUGUCUGGACUGCAGCUUGCAUUGACGGCAGCUCCACCCUUCUCUGAGAUUUUUCUCUUCACUGAUGCUCCAGCUAAAGACGCCCACCUGAAAAACACCAUUAUUGCUCUUAUAGAGAGCACCAAAUCUCAGGUUACUUUCAUGCUCACAGGCUUUGCAGCAGUUCGACGGCGCCGCAGAACCUCUCAGGGUGUGGCUCCACGUGUAAUGGGUCGAUCUGCUGUCCAGUUAUACCAAGACCUAGCUGAAGCUUCUGGAGGUCAGGCCAUUCAGGUCACUAAGUCAGAACUGUCUCUGGCUACCAGUGUUAUAGUAGACUCAUCAGCCAGCGCUGUGGUGACAGUUUUUCAGGCAUCAAGGAAUCCUGGAAGGCCUGACAAUUUUAAUUUUACUGUUGAUGGCUCAUUACAGAACACAACAGCUUACAUCACAGGAGACUCAGCUCUCACCUUCAGCCUCACCAGCUCCACAGGUGUAUCUCAGACUUCCAGUCAGUCCUUUGGGCCUUUGGCAUCUGUCACCAGAGCAGGAAACUUGCGUCGUUUAAUCCUCAACACUGAUAAUGAAACAGGCCUAUGGCAACUCAGUGUUAGCUCAAGUAACCCUUACCUAGUAACGGUUACAGGUCAAAGUUCAGUGGACUUCAUUUAUAACCUUGUCGAAGAGCAUGAGGGAGCCCAUGGGGACUUCAGUGUAAAAGAAGGACGUCCUCUCUCAGGUGGUAAUACCAGCUUCUUGGUCACUGUGACAGGAAGCGAAACAGUAAAGGUCACAGAAGUCACACUGUUUGACAGCUCACGUCCAAAAGAGGUCAAAGGAUCAUUGCAGUCAUUAGGAAGCAACGAUUUCCUGGUGACAUUUAGUGGAAUCCCAGCAGGUGAGUUUGUGCUUAUCCUGAAAGGAGAGGACAGCAGCUCCACUUCCAGGUCCACUUUAAGCAGCUUCCAGAGACAAGCGUCCACACGGAUCAAGACCUCCAGCAUCUCUGUCACUGCCCAAGCCAAUAAUACCAACAUCGAGCCGGGCACCACUAUCUCCAUCCCCUUCACAGUUGCUGCAACUGCUGAUGGAGUUAUAACUGACUCUGCAACUGAGACAUUUACAGUGCGAGUCAGCAAUGACCGCAGUUAUUUUUCCACUUCACCCAGCAGUGUUACUACUGUAGCAGGCAGUGGAGGUAAAGCUAAUGGCACCGUGACCCUAACGGCUCCAUCCAGUGCUGCAUCAGGAACAGACGUGACCGUCACCAUUGAGGCAGAAAACGCUGCUGCCACCGACAUCAACUAUGUAGUUCUCAGGUUUUCUGUGACUGCUAAGGUGACAGAUGUUAACCGUCCAGUUUGCCAGGUAGUCAACACAUCAACCUGUGAUUCCACUUCAUUGCUUUGUGCUUCCUCCCAGUGGGAGUUCAUUGCCAAUUUUACUGAUGGCAUCAACGGAACUGGCAUUGAGAGUGUAACCAUCAUCCAAGGGAAUGGUACUCUGAAUAUGAGCACAGUGGUUGAAGCAGGGGGUGAGAAUAUUACCCUGGUUACCUACACUGCCUCCUGCUGCUCACCGAUUGUGGGGCUGACUGCUGUAGAUAGUGUAGGAAAUGUGGGGACAUGUGUGGGACAAGCUAGAGUGCUUACCACACCUCCUCCUACGACAAUGACCCCUGUAACUACAUCUGCAGUUCAAACAACAUCCACCGGAGGGUACACUUUGAACAUAUCAACCAUUGUUUGGCUCACUGUUGUGUUCUCUGUACUUUGGAAGUAAAAGAGAACAAAUGGAAAUUGCACUGUAUUUGUAAUUUGUGACAUAUGAGCCAAGUGACCCAUCUUUGAUUGCCGAGCUGACAUGGCUAUGAAGCAACACACUGAGAAAAGUAUCUUUAAAUACUAACACCUUCUAUUACCCAGGCAUAUUUUUGUGUUUAACUUGUAAACACUUUAAAUACAUAAACUUUUUGGCCUGUUAAUUUCUGUAAUUUUACCAGAAUAAAUUAUUAUGUAGUAAACAAGAUUAUAAAGUGAUUCCACUACAUAAAAUCAGCAUUAAUGUUCUCUCUUAUAUUUCUACAGUCAGUCUUUGCAUAGGUGGAAAUACAGUAUCAAAUUCUUUUCAACCUGUCCACUUAACGGAGCAAUUUCUUAGUUUCGAAAGCUGCUUUUUCAUUCCACAGUAUCAUGUAAACAGCCAUUACUUCCUUUUCUUACCUGCUCCUGGUAUCUCUUUCUUGUCUCUGAGAAGUCACCAAUCCAGACAUCCCUUUCUUUGUGUGUUACCACUGAAGAUUUGUAACAACCUACUGAAAUACGACAUUAUAUAUAU
Molecule: messenger RNA, 3483 nt
Organism: Neolamprologus brichardi
Lineage: Eukaryota; Metazoa; Chordata; Actinopteri; Cichliformes; Cichlidae
Product: von Willebrand factor A domain-containing protein 7-like
Source: RefSeq, a predicted model, not a curated record